Messenger RNA from Ictidomys tridecemlineatus (thirteen-lined ground squirrel), 1123 nucleotides. NCBI's taxonomy places the organism in Eukaryota, Metazoa, Chordata, Mammalia, Rodentia, Sciuridae. The record is from RefSeq and is a predicted model, not a curated record.
UUUAAAAUGGGGAUAGUAAUUUUCACAUAGCAGGAUGAUCCUGAGAAUCAAAGGUCAUGUGGCAUGUGCUGAUCUUGUUUCUGUUCCCAGGGCCACCAGAGAAGAGUUUGGGAGCCUAUAUCCAACUAUCCCAUCCUGGAGGACAGAAGCCACACCAAUCAACGGAAAUUACCAGGACCUUCCUCUCACUUGUGACAUACAGAAUGUGGUCCCUCACUUGCUAGCCCUCAUCAUUGCCCUGGUCGGACUUGCAGGAAAUGGAGUUGUGCUCUGGCUCCUGGGCUUCCGCAUGCACAGGAACCCCUUCUCCGUCUACCUCCUAAACCUGGCUGCUGCCGACUCGCUCUUCCUCUGCUGCCACUCCACUGGGUCCCUGGUGAUGCUCAGCAUCUUCCCUCACACCCCUCCCCUUAUGUAUGACAUCAUAGAGAAUGUGAAAGUCAUUUCCUACAUCACAGGACUGGGCUUGCUCAGCACCAUCAGCACAGAGCGCUCCCUGUCUGUCCUGUGGCCCAUCUGGUAUCGCUGCCACCGCCCCAAACAUACAUCAGCUGUCAUGUGUGCCCUGCUCUGGACAAUUUCUGUGCUGCUGGACAUCCCGAAAUGGUGCUUCUGUUCACCAGAAAAUGACAAUUUUGAACACGAUAGGUGUAAAAAAGCUCCUUUAGACAGCAGCUGCAGAGGCGGCAGACCUUCAGGUUGGUUCUCCAGAGGGCUCUGCAGGACACAUCUGAGGAGCAUGAACGUGGCAACAGCAAUCUUCAGAGAAGACUGGGGAUGUUGGGAAAGAGGGGAAAAGUGAUGAGAAGCCCCUGCCCUGCUCCAUCAAGCGUACCUAUGAAAGUCAACCCUGCCCUGCCAACUUGACAGUUAUCUGCUCUUCUCUCAGCUUCAACUCCCUAAAAUGCCUCAGCAAUUCCCCCAAUGCCUUCAAAUGGAUAUAUUUUAACUAUAUUUUCUUACUUAGAGUGAUCAGUCUGUAAUAAGAAUGUCUCCAUUCUUUUUGACAUUUUCAAUAACUUUCUCACCUUUUUUUUCCUCUAAAUCUUUUUAUUUCUGAUUUUCCUUGAACAUUUCAUUCUGAUGGGAAAAAUAAUCAUUGUUUAGAAUUAUAACUCUCUUA